Molecule: messenger RNA, 2820 nt
Organism: Cyphellophora europaea CBS 101466
Lineage: Eukaryota; Fungi; Ascomycota; Eurotiomycetes; Chaetothyriales; Cyphellophoraceae
Exons: 3
Coding region: 1-2820 (939 amino acids)
Biological process (GO): phosphatidylinositol dephosphorylation
Cellular component (GO): endoplasmic reticulum
Molecular function (GO): phosphatidylinositol-4-phosphate phosphatase activity
Source: RefSeq, a predicted model, not a curated record
AUGGGGAUCAUCCGGAAGCUGCUGAUCUUCGCUUCUUCUAAUGGUCUGAUCGUGCAAGCCCAUGGCCCCGUCGAGCACCACAAAGCCGUUCAAAUCGACUACAAAUCCAAACACGUCUCGCUGUGUCCUCAUGAUGAAGCUGCCGAUAACAGAAAGGGUGUGCACUUGGAAGCCCAUGGGUUGAUAGGAUUGCUCUCUAUUGCGUCCUCGCAUUUUCUGAUCGCCAUUACUGGGCGGGAACAGGUCGCUCAAAUAUUUGGCAAGCCCAUCUACGUCGUCACCGAUGUCGAGUUCUUGCCGCUCUCCUCCCGGGAUGCUGCGGUAAAGGCCCUCGCUACGGCAUCGGCGGCGUCUCGCAAGGACCACGAGCCAAGUUCGGAUUCAGAGCUGAGCGAUGCCGAAUCAGAAUCAUCAAAGCACGCCGCCGUGCCAGACGAAGUUUCUGGGCCGCACACGGACGACGAGCAGGAUCUGCCACGCUCGAGAUCAAGCACCAGUAUUGCUCAAGAUGUACUCACCAAGAAAGGAAACUUUGGUCGCUUCGCUUCUCAAUGGUUCUCUCGGCAGGGUUGGGCCACUGGCACUCAAAAGGCCCCAACUUCGACGGAUGCGAAGGCCCAGAAGGUUGCUGAGGGCGAUGCGACAGAAGCAGCGAAGCCUGAGCAAAAGCCAGACAAGGUCGACGGCCCUGCUCCCGAACCUCAGCAGCCUUCCAAGACCAGUCGAGAAGAGGUCGCGGCUAUGAUUCCGAAAAUUUUACGGUCCGCUAAGUUGAUUCUGACUUCGAGAAGCUGCUUCUUUAGCUAUGACUUCGAUCUGACCCGCAGAAUGGGGCUGUUACAAGGUAAGGCCGUUCCUCCUGCCAAAGGCAGCUUGGACCCGUUGUACUUCUGGAACCAGCGCCUGGCGUCACCCAUCUCGGAAGCUGGACAGGAUUCGUUCGUUCUUCCCAUCAUUCAGGGCUUCGUCGGACAGAGAUCCUUUGCCGUCAAGAAGACCGACUCAACAGAUCCGGAUUCAGCAUGUGUAGUUCCCACGGAAGGCGACCCAUCGCAGACAGAGGGAAUUAGCCAUGCAAUCGCGCACGCAAAGGAAGCCGUCGCGGAGAAGCCGGACGAGAUGCAGGCAUUCCUUCUGACGGUCAUUUCCCGCCGGUCGGUUAAACGUGCUGGUCUUCGUUACCUCCGUCGCGGUAUUGACGAUGAAGGCAACUGUGCAAACUGCGUCGAAACCGAACAGAUUCUGUCCACUCCAGAGUGGGACGACACGCGUCCAAUUCGUUCCUUUACCCAGGUCCGAGCCUCAAUACCGCUGUAUUUCUCUCAGUCGCCAUACUCGUUCAAGCCCCUUCCGGUGCUGCUACAAUCGGAAGCUGCGAACAAGGCAGCGAUGAAGAAGCAUUUCGACGGCCUCAAGAGCCGUUAUGGCGACGUGCAGAUAGCAGUGCUGAUCAACAAGCAUGGCUCCGAGGCCGCGAUCGGCGAAGCCUACGAUAAGAAUCUUAAGAGCCUGGUAGAUGCAAAUGAAAUCCAGGGCGUAGACUGGGAAUGGUUCGACUUCCACUCCGAGUGUCGCGGAAUGCGCUUCGACAAGGUGCAGAAACUUGUGGAAAUGCUUGGUCACAAUAUUGAGAAGUUUGGGGAGACGGUCAUUGAAAGAGGUGAGGUCAAGUCGCAGCAAAAGGGCAUCAUUCGCACCAACUGCAUGGACUGCCUGGAUCGAACUAAUGUUGCUGAGAGUGCCUUCGGCCAGCACAUGCUACAGAAAGCACUGGCUGAGGCAGGCUUUGGCAUUGAUCUGGUCAACGACGAGACUACGACUUGGUUCAACACUCUUUGGGCGGACAAUGGCGACGCCAUUUCGCGUCAAUAUGCAGGGACCGCUGCUCUCAAGGGCGAUUUUACCAGGACACGAAAGCGCAACUACCAAGGAGCAUUGAACGACUUCAGCCUCACCUUAUCGAGAUACUACAACAACAUGGUGAAUGACUACUUCUCCCAGGCAGUCAUCGAUGUUCUGUUGGGAGAAUUGUCAUGGACCGCAUUCGAGGAUUUCGAGAGUAGUCUCAUGAGCCAGGAUCCAGGCAUAUCCAUCAACCGCAUUCGCGAGAAUGCCAUUGAGACAUGUCGACGACUCGUGGUACAGGAUGAAACCGAAGAUCUGAUUCAUGGCUGGACGAUGCUCGCUCCUGCGGUCGAGAAUACUCUGCGCACUCUUCCGUUCCAAGAGGCCGUGGUGCUCCUGACCGACGCGGCCAUCUACUGUUGCAAAUUCGACUGGACAACCGAGAAAGUAGCAUCAUUCGAAAAGGUCGACCUUAGAUCGGUGACCAAGGUGCGGUACGGGGCGUACAUCACGUCGACCUUCACAGAGCGUCAACGCGACGAGACGAUGAAUGUCGGCCUGGUCAUCGCCUACAAGCCCGGCAAAGGCAGCGUGAUCCGCACCAACACCCGUUCACUUCAGAACUCGGUCGAACCGGCCAAGGCGAAGCCGGAAGAGCGGAUAGACGGCGGAACGGGGGUGCUCUCGUGGCUGGCGCCCAAGCACGCGGACCCAACACAGGCGCUAGCCGUCAAGAUCAUACCCGUGACGCCAGAUCGGAAGCGCAGUGUCACAAGCCAGACUUCGACACCGGCGCUGGAAACUGCGGAGCACAUCGUUGAUGAAAUCAGACGGGCGAUUGCCGGGGAGAGUAGAGAGGAGCAAGACAAAGUAGAAGUCGAGCAAGGGGAUAUCAUCAGCUUGGCCGAGGCGAAGCAGCGGACAGGGUAUCUGGAGCAGAUCGGGUACUCAUUGAAGCGCUUGGUCUGGGCUUAG